Molecule: messenger RNA, 1329 nt
Organism: Macadamia integrifolia
Lineage: Eukaryota; Viridiplantae; Streptophyta; Magnoliopsida; Proteales; Proteaceae
Product: target of rapamycin complex subunit LST8
Exons: 11
Coding region: 213-1166 (317 amino acids)
Biological process (GO): TOR signaling; regulation of actin cytoskeleton organization
Cellular component (GO): TORC1 complex; TORC2 complex
Molecular function (GO): protein binding
Source: RefSeq, a predicted model, not a curated record
GAAAUAGGCUGAUUUGAAUAGAUGAGCCCCUCCUUUUUCAUUCCAUCUGCCCUCCUAGGGCUCGUCAGAGGUUCAACGUGAAUGGUUGGUCGAUGCCUCAAAGGUGCUUCAACAUAAAAGCUUCACGAGGAUGAUCUCGCUGUGCUCUGUACGUAGCAUAUGAAAAGGAGUAAGCUGUGAAUCCGUUAGUCUUUUGUUUUUGAUUAAUCAAGAUGAGCCACCAACCUUCAGUGAUUCUUGCGACAGCAAGUUAUGAUCAUACCAUCCGAUUUUGGGAGGCUAAGAGUGGACGAUGUUAUCGAACUAUUCAAUACCCAGAUUCUCAAGUUAAUCGGCUUGAAAUCACCCCAGAUAAACAGUACCUUGCUGCUGCGGGAAAUCCUCAUAUUCGAUUAUUUGAAGUUAACUCAAACAGUCCUCAACCGGUGAUAAGCUAUGAUUCACAUACUAAUAAUGUUAUGGCUGUGGGGUUCCAAUGUGAUGGAAAUUGGAUGUAUUCAGGUUCUGAAGAUGGCACUGUAAAGAUUUGGGAUUUGAGGGCUCCAGGCUGUCAAAGGGAAUAUGAAAGUCGUGCAGCUGUCAACACUGUUGUUCUACAUCCAAAUCAGACAGAACUAAUAUCUGGGGAUCAAAAUGGAAAUAUACGUGUUUGGGAUUUGACCGCAAAUUCUUGUAGCUGUGAGUUGGUUCCUGAAGUUGAUACAGCUGUCAGGUCUCUGACGGUAAUGUGGGAUGGCAGCUUGGUUGUUGCUGCAAACAAUCAUGGAACAUGUUAUGUGUGGCGCUUGUUGCGUGGGAACCAGACGAUGACUAACUUUGAACCACUUCAUAAGUUGCAAGCACACAAUGGCUAUAUCCUGAAGUGUUUACUUUCACCCGAGUUCUGUGAACCCCACAGAUAUCUGGCCACUGCAUCAUCUGACCACACUGUCAAGAUAUGGAACGUUGAUGGUUUCACCUUAGAGAAAACUCUAAUUGGACAUCAGCGCUGGGUUUGGGACUGUGUGUUCUCUGUAGAUGGUGCCUAUUUAAUAACAGCAUCCUCUGAUACAACAGCAAGACUUUGGACUAUGGCAACUGGGGAAGCCAUAAGAGUGUACCAAGGGCAUCACAAGGCAACUGUUUGCUGUGCACUUCAUGAUGGUGCGGAAUCAUCUCCGUCUUGAAUCUGUACCAAUGAUAAAAUGUCAAUACACAAUGUAUAAAAAGAUGUUGAAUGGUGUUUCUUGUCAUGCCUGUGUUUCUUUUUGAGCUUCCAUCUUGCUGGGUUCUGUUUAUAUUUCAGAUUUUGGACCCAUUAAUUUUAAUAUAUGUUCUUUUACUUUGAAA